AUGCCUGGAAUGGUCACCACUGAUCCCGACGAUAAUCGCAAGAGGAAGCGCUCGUUGCAUGGCACCAGCAGCACCAAGGCCAGAAAGGCCCCGAAAGUUACGACCACAACGGAUACUCGUGAAGCCCAGAUCCUGCUCUUGGAACAGCAGAUCGUCGCAUCUCCCGCGCACUAUGCCAAUAUCGAAAAACUGCAAGGCUUUCUCGCCGGCGGCGAGCAUUCUACACUUGCGGCCGUUGCUCUCUGUCGAGUCUUCUGCCGCCUGAUCGCAGGAGAGCAGCUGGAGAAGGACAAAAAUGCUUCGGACCAUGCCGCACAGACUGUGCAGUGGCUCAGAGGAUGCCUUCGUAAAUACGUUGCGAGUCUGUGCGAUUGGAUUGGGAGCCCAGAUGCCACAGAGGAGAACACUGCGCUUGCACUGCUGAUGAGGAUCGUCAAGGAGGAGGCUGCAGGGACCAGCAAGACUGCGGAACAGUCCUGGCGCAACGAGAAGGCAACAUUUCAGGCCACGGUCAAGGCGUUGUUGAGCAAGAAGGAGGCGGAAGGUGCACGGCUACAGUUUGUGGAGACGCAUGUGGAGGAGCAUGAUGAUGUGCGCUUCUACACUUUCGUUGCCGUAAGGAACCUCCUGAGCGAGUCGAAUGGACCAGAUGUGCUGGACAAUGCAAUUGAAAUGCUAUCUCAGAUCGAAGGCGUGCCUGAGUCGGAAGACCAGCUGGAGGAUUGGUAUGGAGAAGCUCCCACACACAAGAGUCCACUCUUGUCGCUGAACGCACAUCGCAAGGCGGCUCGCGAGGCUUGGAUGUCAAUAUUCCGUGCACAACUCUCUACAGAGCAACGAAAAAGCUUGCUCAACAUCACCACCACUCAGCUCUUGCCCUGGUUCACCAACCAUAUCGAGCUGUUGGCAGAUUUUCUCACGGACUCUUUCAACCAGGGUGGGGCCACGUCACUUUUGGCAUUGAACGGCAUCUUCAGCCUGAUGACUGUGAAGAACCUCGACUAUCCAGAAUUCUACGGCAAACUUUACAGUCUUCUGGACGAAGAUGUGCUCCAUAGCAAGCACCGCAGUCGUUUCUUCCGCCUUUUGGAGACCUUCAUGAGCUCCACCCACUUACCCGCGUCUAUGAUUGCAAGCUUUAUCAAACGACUGUCAAGACUAGCGCUACAAGCUCCGCCUGGAGCUAUUGUAUGGAUAAUUCCAUGGAUCUACAACCAGUUGAAGCAACAUCCUCCGUGCACAUUCAUGCUGCACCGAACCUAUCAUCCUGGACAUGCCAUUUAUGCUGCGCACCCAAAUUAUACCGAAGAGGGCAUGGAUGACCCGUUUAUCAUGUCGCAGUCGGAUCCAAUGCUCACACGUGCCAUUGACUCUAGCUUGUGGGAAUUGGAGACUCUGCGGAACCACUUUCACCCGAACGUGGCCACGUUGGCGAAGAUCGUGGGAGAGCAAUUCACCAAAAGGGACUAUCAACUGGAAGACUUUCUUGACCACUCAUACAGCACGCUGAUAGAAGCCGAGGUCGGCAAGGAGAUGAAGAAGGCGCCGAUAGUGGAAUGGGAGAUUCCUAAGCACAUAUUAUGCACCGAUGAGGGAGGCCUGAACAGCAUAGGGACGUUGCUGCAGAAUGCGAUACAAAUGCCGUAAAUGCCGUAGAUUUCCAAUAUAAGCCAA
Sphaerulina musiva SO2202 is the source of this 1674-nucleotide messenger RNA. Its product is annotated as CBF-domain-containing protein. NCBI's taxonomy places the organism in Eukaryota, Fungi, Ascomycota, Dothideomycetes, Mycosphaerellales, Mycosphaerellaceae. The record is from RefSeq and is a predicted model, not a curated record. Gene Ontology annotation, cellular component: nucleolus; small-subunit processome; Noc4p-Nop14p complex. Gene Ontology annotation, biological process: ribosome biogenesis. The transcript has a single exon. Bases 1 to 1647 code for a protein of 548 amino acids.